This is a messenger RNA of Diutina rugosa, 810 nucleotides long. RefSeq lists its product as uncharacterized. Bases 1 to 810 code for a protein of 269 amino acids. The record is from RefSeq and is a predicted model, not a curated record. The transcript has a single exon. NCBI's taxonomy places the organism in Eukaryota, Fungi, Ascomycota, Pichiomycetes, Serinales, Debaryomycetaceae.
AUGUCGUCGCCACCGUCAAUCUCAUCCACCAGCACCCCUCUGACCAGUCGAACUCGGCUGAGGCGGGGCCUCAGUCUUCUGGCAGUGCUGCCCAUAGUCAUCCUGCCCACUCGGGUCCAGGAGCAGCUGCCCCAAUCGGUGGAAAGAGUCCCGUCGAGGACCGCAACGAAAUUCAUCAGCAGUACCGUGGAGGAACUUCCACAUGACUUUGAAACUAUGGAUAUUGACCACCAGCUCCGAUUGCUUGCUAUGAAAGAGAUGGAACUUGUUGAGCUUAAAGAUCGACGUCGUGAUCUAGAUCAACUGAUAUCAACCAACGAGGCUCAACUACAUCGAUUACGGGUGGUUAUACAAAGAAGCUUAUACAGUCAAAUGAGCACCCCCACUCAAGCACCACAAUCUACUCCCACUCCCUCGCGCAAUGGCAGCUUGAAGCGCACAUCGAGACGUUCACCACCUGCAUCGACGAAUCGUCCUAGAACCAACUCUAACCCACGCGAUGAAGCAAUCAUGGCAACACGGAGACGUCUGGGAGGUGUUGACGAGCGGUGGUCGCUGUUUUUUGAUGACCCAUUGCGACACCGACCCGAAGAGCUUGUGGCUCAAGUAUCGUCUUCACUUUGGUCUUUUGUCAGUGAUAUGAAGCAAGGUAUGCUUUCUAGACUUGAUGAGGAAACCACUGUCGUCAAUAACUCCGAUGACGACGACGACGAAAAUAGUGAAGAAGGUGACAUUCAGGUGGACUUGAGCAUGUAUCAAGCUAUCCGACGUAAACAAGAAUCAGAUCAUCAUCCUUAUGUUGCUUAUUGA